Penicillium maclennaniae is the source of this 807-nucleotide messenger RNA. Its product is annotated as glucose-induced degradation complex GID8. Gene Ontology annotation, biological process: proteasome-mediated ubiquitin-dependent protein catabolic process. Gene Ontology annotation, cellular component: cytoplasm; nucleus. The transcript is spliced from 3 exons. NCBI's taxonomy places the organism in Eukaryota, Fungi, Ascomycota, Eurotiomycetes, Eurotiales, Aspergillaceae. The coding region runs from base 1 to 807 and encodes 268 amino acids. The record is from RefSeq and is a predicted model, not a curated record. Gene Ontology annotation, molecular function: protein binding.
AUGUCGCGCACUUCCUCGACGACCACGCCGACAUGGCAUCAGUUCGAGCGGAAGGUCGAAGAGGUCAAGCCAUCCAAGACUGAUGUCAAUUACUUGGUCAUGGACUACCUUAUCACAAAUGGCUACCCUGCUGCUGCAAACAAGUUCGCGGCUGAGGCCAACAUCCAACUUCGGACAGAUCUUGACGCCAUACAGGAGCGGGUUGAUAUUCGGACUGCAAUUCACUCAGGAAAUAUUCAGUCGGCGAUUGAGAAGAUCAACGAGUUGAACCCUCAGAUUCUGGAUGAAGACCCGUCUCUGCACUUCGCACUCCUGCGCUUGCAGCUGGUAGAACUAAUCCGCGCUUGCACGUCCAGUCCCGACGGCGACAUCAGUCCAGCCCUCGAGUUCGCGACGGCGCAGCUAGCCCCUCGCGCUCCAACCAAUCCACAGUUCUUGGAGGACCUAGAGCGGACUCUGGCACUGCUCAUUUUCCCUAAUGACAACCUUACUCCGUCUCUGGCCGCCCUCUUGGACCCUGGUCUCCGUAAAGAAAUUGCGACGCAAGUGAACGAGGCAAUCCUGCAAAACCAGGGCGCACGUAAAGAGGCGCGCCUGCGAAACCUCGUUAAGCUGCGCGCGUUUGCAGAGAAUAAGGCCCGUGAAGCUAAGAGGGACAUUCCCGAGAAGCUGGACAUCGGCCUCGUCGGCGAUUCUCACAGCGGCAGCCAAAGUAGUAACACUAACGACCCCAACAAUGAUUCCAGCCAUAAUGGCACCGACACAGUCAUGGCCAACAACGGUGACCUAGACAACAUGAUCUCGUGA